AUGAAGCUCGUCAGGUUUUUGAUGAAAUUGAACAAUGAGACAGUUUCAAUCGAGCUUAAGAACGGAACCAUUGUUCACGGAACUAUCACAGGUGUAGAUGUUAGUAUGAACACUCAUCUCAAGUCUGUGAAACUCACUCUGAAAGGGAAAAAUCCGGUUAGAUUAGACCACUUGAGUGUUAGAGGAAACAACAUUCGGUAUUACAUUCUUCCGGAUAGCUUAAAUCUCGAGACUUUGUUGGUUGAGGACACACCAAGAAUCAAACCUAAAAAGCCAACUGCUGGUAAAUCAAUGACUUCAUUCAUUCUUUAUAACUAUGAUAACAAGUGUAUUAAGUAUGUGUAUUCUCUGGAUUUUGUGAUUGAUUCUUACAUUCAUCUUUUUUCUUAUGCAUGA
Messenger RNA from Arabis nemorensis, 396 nucleotides. NCBI's taxonomy places the organism in Eukaryota, Viridiplantae, Streptophyta, Magnoliopsida, Brassicales, Brassicaceae. The record is from the annotation of a GenBank genome assembly.